This is a messenger RNA of Penicillium longicatenatum, 1545 nucleotides long. Its product is annotated as carboxylic acid transport protein. Gene Ontology annotation, molecular function: carboxylic acid transmembrane transporter activity. NCBI's taxonomy places the organism in Eukaryota, Fungi, Ascomycota, Eurotiomycetes, Eurotiales, Aspergillaceae. Gene Ontology annotation, biological process: transmembrane transport; carboxylic acid transport. Gene Ontology annotation, cellular component: plasma membrane. The transcript has 4 exons. The record is from RefSeq and is a predicted model, not a curated record. The coding region runs from base 1 to 1545 and encodes 514 amino acids.
AUGAUGUCUUCUAAUGAAGCAGCCGAACCCAUCGUCAAGGGCCUACUGCCAACCGCCAGACAAUCUUUCAAAGACCUUUUCAUCUGGAAGCAGCGCGUCGAAGUCGUCAAUGAGUUCGGCGAAUCUCACACAGAAUGGCAGUCUCCCGAGCCCCUAAAGAACCCAAUCAGUCUGAUGUCCCAGCUCUCAGCUAGAGACUGGCUCUUCUUCCUGGUGGGGUUAGCAGCCUGGACUGCCGACGCCUUUGACUUCCAUGCGCUUUCCAUUCAGACAAAGAAACUCUCUGACUACUAUGACCGAUCCAAGACUGAUGUCUCUACUGCCAUCACUCUGACCCUGCUUCUUAGAAGCGUUGGCGCCGCUUUCUUUGGGCUGGCUGGAGACAAGUAUGGUCGCAAAUGGCCGAUGGUGGUAAAUAUGCUUGUACUUGGGGUUUUGCAGAUUGCGACCAUCUACAGUCGUACCUUUCAGCAAUUCUUGGCGGUACGCAGUCUUUUUGGGCUGUUCAUGGGAGGUGUGUAUGGGAAUGCCAUUGCUAUGGCAUUGGAGCACUGCCCGGUCAAUGCUCGGGGCCUGAUGUCUGGGAUAUUGCAGCAAGGAUAUUCCAUGGGAUAUGUGUUUGCGGCGUGUGCCAAUCUGGGCGUCGGCGGCUCAACGGAUAGCUGGAAAACGGUGUUCUGGAUUGCAGCUGGUAUCUCCAUCGGAAUCGGUCUUCUGCGCAUUGCAUUUCCUGAGUCAAAGCAGUUCCUCGAGGCCAAGAAAGCCGGCAAGCGAAACACGACCACCAGUGAAUUCUGGAAAGAGACACGCUCAAUGCUAGGCAAGGAGUGGCGCAUGUGUGUUUAUUGUGUUAUUCUCAUGACCUGGUUCAAUUUCUACUCUCAUACCUCGCAGGACUCUUAUACCACCUUCAUGCUCACCCAAAAAGAACUCGACAAUUCCGGUGCCUCAAGAGCGUCGAUCCUCAUGAAAACGGGAGCCUGCGUUGGUGGUACAAUUAUCGGAUAUCUAUCCCAGUUCGUCGGUCGCAGACGCGCCAUCGUCGUGGCAGCCCUUUUGUCUGCGCUCAUGAUCCCGGCUUGGAUUCUCCCAGAAGGCGAGCGCGCACUAAGUGCAACUGGAUUCUUUAUCCAGUUCUUCAUCCAGGGAGCGUGGGGUGUCAUCCCCAUUCAUUUGAACGAAUUAUCCCCCCCUGCAUUCCGGUCGUCUUUCCCGGGUCUCACUUAUCAACUUGGUAAUAUGAUUAGCUCCCCAUCUGCGCAGAUUGUCAAUGCCAUUGCGGAGUCUACUUGGGUUACCACGAAGUCGGGCGCUCGCGCAUCUGCUUAUGGGCCUGUAAUGGGUAUUGCUACUGCUAUUAUUGCUUUGGGUAUUGGUUUUACUACUGCUGUCGGACCUGAGAAGCGCGGUCGUCGCUUUGAGACUGCCGUUGCUGGUGUAGAUGAUAUUCCUUCAGCUAAAAGCUUGGACUUGGAAGCUGGCAAUGAUAAUAAGGCGACAGACGAGAUGGUAGAGAUGGCGGAGAUGGCGGAACAGAAGAAAUGA